AUGCUGCAGCACUUGUAUCAUUCAGCAUUGGUGCGACUGCGCUCGCCACCGACGCCAACCGGGCAGGGCUCGACUUCGACCAAAAGGUCUCUCAGCCGGGAUGCUAAAGCCUUUAACGAGGACAGAGCACGGUUUGCGGAUGACCCUGGUUGCUUUCUCACCGGGUUUUCCUGUCUUUCCCUUGAAGCAGCCCACCUAGUGAACACUCUUCAUUUUUUGACAAGUGUUCUGGCUAUCGUGCGCCGAACUAGAGACUUCACGCUGGAAAGCCUGGAGAAUAUGGUUCUUUUGUAUCCACCGUAUCACCGACACCUGGACUUAUAUGCCACGUACUCCAUUACAUUAUGCAAGGAUUCGCUGCAAGAGGUGAUUGAAAUUUUGAGGGAGGCCAACCUGGAGUGGGACAGAUUGGUAGCGCUUCCAGCCCCGAGCAGUCUUCGGGAUAUUCCGGUGCGUAUUUUAAGCCCAGCUAGACCUCAUCAAGCUCAGUUCUAUAAAUUUCGCAGUGGGGCCAAAAGCGCCUUGGUCCAUAUGAAGUUCGACCUAAUCCUUCUCCACCCUGCGCUUUUCCUCCCGCGCGGUCAGCACCUCGUCGCCCUCAAAACCCAUGAGCCGCCAACGUACGCCGACUGGGCGGUCAUCGAUCGCGAACUGCGUGAACGGAACUCUCCCUCCGACUCCGCGCCCUACCCUCCCUUUUCCUACACCUCCCGCAAACGCACCACUCUCGACUACCUUCGGUAUCAUGAACAGAAAUACGCAUUUGAUGAUCUGACGGACCGCCAGCUCGAGCUCGCGCAGCUGACCCUCGAGGCUUACGACCUAGUUUUAUAUCGCCCGUCCGCUUUUGUGGUCGAGCCUCUCCCGACAGCUGUUCCGAGUAUGCCCCCUCUCCCCCGUCAGAUCGCUGCAUCUCAUCAGGUGUCCAGUAAUGGGGCUAGCAUAUACCAAGAUGAUGAGGAGAGAAGUGACAGUGUAUCGGAGACUGGUAGCGAGCUGCUCAGUCCGGAUGAAAGUCACAGGAUUCUGGCGAGACUUGAAGACCCGAGUACCACACUGGAAGAAAGGAAGGAUCUCGUGGAUCUAUUACUUGAUGGUGCACGGCCCUACCGCCCUUUUCCCGUGGUCCCCGGUGUGGAGUUGCCCGAAGUGCCCAGUCUGUUUGGUCAUGGAGGGCAUGGGUCGUAG
Messenger RNA from Stereum hirsutum FP-91666 SS1, 1188 nucleotides. RefSeq lists its product as uncharacterized. The record is from RefSeq and is a predicted model, not a curated record. NCBI's taxonomy places the organism in Eukaryota, Fungi, Basidiomycota, Agaricomycetes, Russulales, Stereaceae. The transcript is spliced from 6 exons. The coding region runs from base 1 to 1188 and encodes 395 amino acids.